Molecule: messenger RNA, 2360 nt
Organism: Onychostoma macrolepis
Lineage: Eukaryota; Metazoa; Chordata; Actinopteri; Cypriniformes; Cyprinidae
Exons: 2
Coding region: 75-827 (250 amino acids)
Source: RefSeq, a predicted model, not a curated record
UUGAAUCCUAUCUCACUGAUGAUCCAACGGUAGCUGCAAGGAUCUCAGGUUGCCUGUCAGACAUCUCGGCAUGGAUGAAAGAACAUCACCUCCAGCUCAACCUGGCAAAGACUGAGCUUCUUGUCUUUCCUGCCGCUCCAACUCUACAGCAUGACAUCACGAUCCAGUUAGGUUCAUCAACAAUUACCCCAUCAACUUCGGUCAGAAAUCUUGGUGUAAUCUUUGAUGACCAGCUGACCUUCAAAGACCACAUUGCAAAGACUGCUCGAUCUUGCAGGUUUGCACUACACAACAUCAGAAAGAUCAGGCCCUUUCUGACGGAGCAUGCUGCACAACUUCUUGUCCAGGCCCUUGUCAUUUCUAGGCUGGACUACUGCAAUGCUCUUCUGGCUGGACUUCCAUCAAACACAGUCAAACCUCUACAAAUGAUUCAGAAUGCGGCGGCACGACUGGUCUUCAAGGAACCCAAAAGAGCCCAUGUUACACCUCUCUUUAUCUCAUUGCAUUGGCUACCAAUCGCAGCUCGCAUCAAGUUCAAGACACUGAUGCUUGCUCAUAGAACAACCACAGGCUCAGCACCCGCCUACAUGCACUCACUAUUAAGAAUCUACAUCCCCUCCAGAAAUCUGAGAUCUGCUAGUGAGCGACGCCUCGUGGUACCAUCACAAAGAGGCUCAAAAUCACUCUCCAGAACAUUCUCGUUCACCAUUCCUGGCUGGUGGAAUGAUCUUCCCACCCAUAUUCGGAGUACUGGAUCCCUGUCAAUCUUCAAGCAACAGCUGAAAACUCAUCUCUUUCGACACUACUUGACUUCAACCUACACAUAAUAAAAUAAAAUAAAAAUAAAAAAAAAUAAAAAAAAAAUCUUUCUCCUUACUUAUUCCUUCCCUUGCUAGCUUGUACUUAUUUGAACAAUGCCUGAGACUUGGUGUUACAAGCACUUCCUUUGUCGAAUUGCCUCUUCAAGAUGAAUCGCUUCAUGUGUUCCCCAAAUUGUAAGUCGCUUUGGAUAAAAGCGUCUGCAAAAUGACUAAAUGUAAUGUAAUGUCUUUGUCAUGACUGAAAACGCGGAAACAAGUUGCAAGUAACUCUCCGUUUAUUGAAUUGGAUAGUGACGAUAGAAACAGUUCAGAGAGAAAACAGGAUAGUGAUGCAGGGACGUCGAUGGUCAGAUGAGUGUCGUGAAGAGAAGUGCUGAUGGUAGGUGACGAAUCCAGAGUGAUAAUCCACAGGAAACACGAAACACGAAACGACGAAGACACCAGGCUGGAAUGAAGACGGCAACACAACCGGAGACUCACAAACAACGAUCUGACAAAGGAGAUGAGAAAUGGGUGAGUAUUUAUAGGUGGUGUGAUGAGCUGCAGCUGGUGAUGGUGAUUAAAUCAGCUGGAGCGUGAUCAGCGCCGAUGAGUCGUCACGCCCACACACACACAUAAACAACGAGCACGAGACAAGGAGAAGGCAUAGGAUUUAACCCUCUGGGGUCUGAGGUCAUUUUGGGGCCCUUGAGAUGUUUUGACAUGCCCUGAUAUUUGUGCUUAUUUCAGCUACUUAAAACAUACUAUUGACCAACAUGUAAUUUUUUUUGUAUUCAGCACAAACUGUGCUACAAUAAUAUGUGACCAAGAUGGAUGUGCAUGUUUGCAUUUUUUAGAAAAAAAAUAUUAUGCGUGGUUAGUAAGUUUUGGGGAAAAAAAUGUAGCUGAAAUAAGGCCAUAAAACCCACACUAAAUAGUUGUGAAUAAGACUUUUGAGUAAUCAGUCUUGUAGCCUAGAAUAUUUACUUCAGAAUUAUGUGAAAAUCAUUCUGCUUACUCAUUCACAGAAAACAAUAUAUUGAUUUAAAAUUUUCAAGACAUGUUUUGUGAUCGAGGGUCUAUAUGCGAGGGAGUGGCAAUGGCCAUGAAUAUUAAGUGAUUUUCACCUGAGAGACAAAGGGCCCUCCCCUAUGGGCCCCUAAUGGCCCAUCAGUGUGACUGUGACUGUGAGGCAGGUAAGAGAGAAUGUGAGGAGAUUGAAAAAAAGGGUUUUUUAAAUUAUUUGUAUUUUAUUUACAACACAGUAUAACCAAAACAUACAUAAUGAAGGUCAAAGACACAUUAUUGUGCACACUGAUCUAACCACAGAGAUGUGAACAGACUUUGAGUCAUUCCUGCAACAGAUUCUGUUCAACAAGUGAAACAAGUAAAUCAUACCUGAUAUUUAUGCGUUUUAUUUAAGUGUUUCUACUUCUUUCCAUGGAUUCAAGAAGAAAAAAAACAAUCAGUAGAGAAGGAGCUUGUUUUAACAUAGAAUAUCAGUGUAGUUGAACAUCUGAUGUUGGUACAGCGCUCUCAGAGGAAAACAGUUUGAAGAGA